Pelobates fuscus (common spadefoot toad) is the source of this 3910-nucleotide messenger RNA. RefSeq names its product F-box and leucine rich repeat protein 19 (gene FBXL19). The record is from RefSeq and is a predicted model, not a curated record. Bases 640 to 2616 code for a protein of 658 amino acids. Gene Ontology annotation, biological process: protein demethylation; regulation of transcription by RNA polymerase II. Lineage: Eukaryota; Metazoa; Chordata; Amphibia; Anura; Pelobatidae. The transcript is spliced from 11 exons. Gene Ontology annotation, molecular function: DNA binding; histone demethylase activity; zinc ion binding.
UGUGUGUAUGUUUGUGUGAAUGUGAAAAAGAAGGGAGUGAGGGGGAAAGGGGCUGCUGAUUUCAGGCCCAGGGGUUUUAUUGUGGGGGUCUCUCCAUGCUCUGCCCAUGCUGUAUGUAAAAGGGGAGAGUCCCCACAAAUCAGGAGAUCACAUUAGGAACAAGGUCCAUAGAGGAAGCGAGGAGCAGGGCAAAACGCUGUGAUUUAUCUGCUCCCUGGGACUGGGGGUAUCUGUAUCCCCCCAGCACAUGCAUGCUGUGUACCCCCUGCCAAUACAGCCACCAGACUGCCUGGCUCCCCCAAACAGGGCUCCCUGGCUGAUCACACCCUGCACUGGGGGUCUCAGGGCUUGCAGGUCACACAGCAUAGCAUUCAGGGGCUGGGGGGCUUUCUACUGGGUGCUUUAGGUCCAGGUCUUCCAAGUACCUAACUGGAGGAUGCUGGGAUGUGAUGGUGGUGGGCUAGGGGUUGUGAUGGUGGUGGGCUAGGGGUGUGGGGGGGCUUGCAAGUGGACUCAGUACGUGAUACCGCAAUAUAGGAUUCCAGUUCUGAUCAUGUUAAUAAAGAACCAAAAUCAGGGCCGAUCAGCAGCGGAGAACAGGAGUGGGCGCAGCUGAGACAUUGCUUGGCCCGUUGGGAGAUGUCUGGAAAGAAUCUGGGGGCUGCGCGGCGCAGGCGGACGCGCUGCCGAAGGUGCGAGGCCUGUGUGCGCAGUGAAUGUGGAGAGUGUCAUUUCUGUAAGGACAUGAAGAAGUUUGGAGGUCCCGGGCGCAUGAAACAGUCCUGUUUAAAGAGGCAAUGCACAGCGCCUGUACUUCCACACACAGCGGUGUGCCUCCUGUGCGGGGACGCAGGGAAGGAAGACACUGCCCAGGAUGAAGAUCAGAAGUUCAACCUAUCCCUCAUGGAAUGUACUAUUUGUAAUGAGAUUGUCCACCCUGGCUGUAUAAAGAUGGGAAAGACUGAGGCUGUCAUUAAUACGGAGAUCCCGAACUGCUGGGAGUGUCCCAGGUGUAAACGUGAAGGUCGUACAAGCAAGGACUCAUUGGACGGUUCUGGCAAACGGAGGUUAGAUAACGGAGAGGAUACCGUGCGGUGGAAACUGACUGACGACUCAGCUCCUUCCAAGAAGAAACCGUCAGAAGACAAUCCAGGAUACAAGCGAAAGAAAGAAAAGGAGCCUCCACCUGAUCCAGGGGUUAAGAAAAAGGUGAAAGUCGAGAAGGACAAAAAAGUUAAAAAGGAGCCACAAGUCCCAGCUGAACCCAUCCCACCUUCCGACCGUUCUCACCAGCGAGAGAAGAUUGAACGGUUCAAACAGAUGUGCCAGAUGCUGGAACGAGGACGCAGCAGUACCUCCAGUUCUAGUUCAGACUCUGACUCUGACUCCGACUCAAAAGGCUCCCGGGGCAGCAGUGACACCGGAGAAGGGGGGGAGGGUCAGGAUUCUCGAAUCAGCUUUAGCACCAGCUCAGAGGAUGAAGAGGAGGGAGGCGGAUCCGCUGCAGUGGGUGAUGGACAAAAUGGGGCAAAAAAUGGAAAGCAGAGGUCACCCCGGAGCAAUGUCAGGGAAAAGGAAAACAGGAGAGGUGCUGGGGCCAGAAAGGGACCUGGUGGUAGGAAUAAUAUAGGACAAACCAUAUCGCGGAGUCAACUUCUAAAGAGGCCUCUGGUCCCAUCUCCACCCAAGCCACCUCCCCUUCAGCUGGAGCGGCAUGUGGUACGUCCCCCUCCCCACAGCCCUGAGCCAGACUCUCUGCCAUUGGACAAUGGGGCAGAUCACGUGAUGCAGAGGGCAGUCUGGCUGUCUGUUUUCAGGCACUUGGGACAAAAGGAACUUUGUGUCUGCAUGCGGGUUUGCCGGACCUGGAGCCGCUGGUGUUGUGACCGCCACCUAUGGACUUCCAUUGACCUGAGCCGUAGAAAAUCAAUCACACCCCCAAUGCUAAGUGGGAUAGUCCGGCGACAACCAAUCAGGCUAGAUCUUAGUUGGACCAACAUAUCAGAGAAGCAACUGACCUGGCUAAUCCAUCGAUUACAGGGUCUAAAGGAACUUUUGGUUGCUGGCUGCACGUGGGGUGCAGUGUCCUCCCUCUGUACAGCUUCCUUUCCCUGCCUGUCUCUACUGGACAUGGGCUGGGUCCAGGGAGUGAAAACUUCCCAUCUCCGUGAGCUGCUGUCUCCUUUCUCCUCUGACUGUAAAGCAGUUGUGUCAGACCCCCGGGGUCGGUUCUCCUCUCUGUCGGAGUUGCGUCUCUGUGGUCUGGAGUUAGGAGAUUCUGCCCUGCGUCUAUUGCUCCGUUACACUCCGCGGCUAAAUCGUCUGGACCUGAGUCACUGUGUUCAGCUAAGUGAUCACGGAAUCCACAUUCUAACCGCAGCCACCUCACCCCUGAGAGAUAGCCUCACCCACCUCAACCUUACCGGAUGUCAUCGCUUGACGGACCAAUCUUUGGCCUUCUUUAAACGAUGCCCACGGCUGAAGCAUGUCGACCUGCGCUCCUGUCGGCUUCUCACCCACGAGGGUUUCCAACGGCUGCUACAAGAUCCGCCCUCUGAACCGGACGGAAAACCCUUCCAAUGUGUGGAGGACCAAGUGCUGACCCGGGAGAGCUAGCGGUGGGAGAUGUGGAAACCUCUGCGAAAGCACUACUGCCCCUUCUUGGGGCAACUCUACUGUAUCUGCCUCCUCUACCUACCUGGCAUUUUGCUUGGGUUUUGGCAAGGAGGGUGCACUGAAGACCCCAAGUUUAACUGUUGACAUAUCAGGGAGAAGCGGCAAAGAACUGCAGCCAACUCUGGUAUGGACCUGUUAAUGGGGGUAAAAGGAACUUCCUACUAGCUCACUCCACGGUUUGGGGUGUGGACACCCCUCAUCACUGAAUGAAAGGGUUCCGGACAGUUUUAAGCAACCUUUGUUACAGGUCACGAACGGCCUCUAGUGUAACAUUAUCAUCUCUGCCCCUACGAUCUGCUUAUCACAGUAAUCAGGCGUUUAAACAUAUGCAUUGCAAGUGAGGGUGCAGUACACUCCAGGUGAAGGGGGUGGGGAAGGUUGUCGAUAAGGUUUCUAUCAGUUCUCUUUGGACCUGUUUUUUAUUAUGCUGUUGUGGGUGGGCUAGGUGGGAUAAUGCACUGCAGGGUGAGAACAGGGAAUAUGAUAUAUCAGGGUGAUGCCCUGCAAGGGUUAACAGGUUUACGGGGACAUUACGGGGAAGAUUAGAUGGUACGACACAUGCAGGGCUUGGAAGGUUAUUUUGAUGACUGACCGAAACAAGGCUGACAAUGCUUUGCAGAGCAAGGCACCUGCAGAUUCUUCCAGUACGAAAGACGAAGAAUUCUCAUCUUACUGAAAACCACGACUCAGAGUAUCUUUUCUACCCUAACUCUCGCUUUCAUAUUACCACAUCCAGCUGACUUGGCAAUAGGACUAGCUAUGGGUUACUGUUUGGUUGGAUACUCUGUCUCGUUAUACAGCACCAUUUUUCAUUCCCUCGGGGGCGGGUUAAUUAUUAAGUCUUUUUGGCCGGUUCUGGGAUAAGGCUUAAAAAGCAAAUCUGUGCAGCUAAUAUAGGGGGAGGGGGAGAGCAGGUCUCUACAGCAGGAAGGGGUCAGUGGAGAUUUCCUGAUUAAUGGUUGGGCUGCAAUACCCAUCAUCCAGCUAGCCGCUCCUGCUGUAGAUCGGGUAAUGAUUAUUUUUUUUUUUUUCCUUUUACCUUUUACGUGGCGUUCUGACACAGCUGGUUUAUGUUUUGUCACUUUGCUCGGUACUCUCACAACAGGCACAUAUGGUAUUUUAACCUCCUCCCCUUCCCCGCCGCUGGUUAUGACGGUUUCUGAUUUAAUGAUCUGCUCUGUUAUUUUGUUUUUUUAUUUUAUAUAAACGUGUUUUUUUUUUUUUUCUUCUUCUU